AUGUUUUCAGGGUUAAGAUGAAGAUUCGCAUUGAAGUUAUCUGCCUUGCCCUGGCCAUCGUAAAUGCAAUCACCACAGGACUGGCUCUAUUGGGGAGCAUUAUCUUGAUGUUCAUAUUUAUCGCCAGUGCUCUAAGCGAGCCGAAGUAUCCUGGUGAACAAAUAUAUGAUGGCAGCAGUCAAGAAACAUAUCAAAGCAUGUUCGGAUCAGAUGAGACCCUGUUCAACACGUUUUUCGGGACCUUUAUUGCCAUAUUGGUGCUGGCUUCACUUAUCUCUUUCAUCUUUGCUGUGCUCCUCUGCAACGGAAUUUGCAACCGCCAGCCAGGGCAAGUAAAGGCCUACUUCAUCUACGGCGUGAUAACGACAGCAAUGGCGGCCCACGUCACAGGCGCAGUACUGUUCGACGGUCGUGACCUGCAGACUGGCCUGCUGUCGCUACUCUGCUGUGUUCUCCAGUCGCUGUUUCUCGUACUAGUUUACAAGACUUACACUAAGUUGGGGAGAGAGGCGAUGUUCAAGAAUCACUCCCGUCUGAUAGAGAAGAGCUAAUUUUAGACGGUUGAUAUAAC
Cydia amplana is the source of this 571-nucleotide messenger RNA. RefSeq lists its product as uncharacterized. NCBI's taxonomy places the organism in Eukaryota, Metazoa, Arthropoda, Insecta, Lepidoptera, Tortricidae. The coding region runs from base 18 to 551 and encodes 177 amino acids. The transcript has 5 exons. The record is from RefSeq and is a predicted model, not a curated record.